UCCCAGGUCUUCUCCCUCCCGCACGAUUGAAAAAAUCACGCAAAAAAAACAGAAAGAACAAGCGAAUAGAAAUCAGGAAACUACCAUCCACGCAUGCAGUCAGCCCCCACCCACGACUCCCACCGCAUCUUGCGACCCGCCGCCGUCUUCCUGGUCGAACUAGGGUUGGGCGCCACUUCCGUCUUCCUGGUCGACGGCGUCCUUGUCUUCACCGGUGCGCCCAUCCCCACCUUCCUAUCUCUCCAAGGGAGCUCGAGUUCUUCCCUAUCUCUCUUGGCGAUCGCCGUCCUGGUUCGGUGGUGCCCCAGCGGCGCGUGUAGGACAUGGGAGAUGAGCAGGGCGUUCUCAAGUGGCAAUGCCAGGCCAGCUUCAGGUCUUUGGCAGCGCCAUGGUCAACAAGAGAACAACUACUUCUGAGUUUUGGGGUGGCAGCAGCAAGACCGAGGUGCAUGAUCAUGAAGAUGGGCGACUGCGGGGAAUGCAUGCACAUGGAAGGGUGGACAUCGCCGUUACCCCCGCAGGGACGACUAUGUCGACAACUGUUUGCACAUUAACUAAUUUAUAGCAUAGGCGAGAAUGAUAUAAUUUUUCUUUAUCAGUAGUCAUAUUUUGUCAGAUUAAGAUCUACAUGUAAACAUUCCUGCACCUUGUAUCAUAUAGAACUAGCCUAAAGGGAUUAUGCUUGAUCUUCUAAGCUAGCUGGUAUUAAAAAGACAUUUCUCACCAAGCAAGGUAAUUAUAAUAAGCAUCAA
Triticum aestivum (bread wheat) is the source of this 752-nucleotide messenger RNA. RefSeq lists its product as uncharacterized. The record is from RefSeq and is a predicted model, not a curated record. Bases 94 to 417 code for a protein of 107 amino acids. NCBI's taxonomy places the organism in Eukaryota, Viridiplantae, Streptophyta, Magnoliopsida, Poales, Poaceae. The transcript has 2 exons.